Molecule: messenger RNA, 1153 nt
Organism: Anopheles nili
Lineage: Eukaryota; Metazoa; Arthropoda; Insecta; Diptera; Culicidae
Product: protein D2-like
Exons: 1
Coding region: 8-628 (206 amino acids)
Source: RefSeq, a predicted model, not a curated record
CGCAAUAAUGUCAAUCUGCCGGCUGCAAUCUUGUGCAUCGACCAUUUUUUCCACCUCGAUUCGUUUGUUCAGUUCCGCGGUCACCAAAAGCAUGGAAAAGCACGAAGUUGUCCCGGACGUUGUACCGGUUGCGCCGGCCCAAGUGGCCAAGGUAACCUAUCCCAGCGGGGCGGUCGUUAGCGAGGGCAACGUACUGACACCGACGCAGGUAAAGGACGUCCCGUCGGUGGAGUGGAAUGCGGAAAGUGGUUCCAUGUACACGCUCUGCAUGACCGACCCGGAUGCGCCCAGCCGCAAGGAACCGACGUACCGCGAAUGGCACCACUGGCUGGUCGGAAACAUCCCCGGAAGUGACGUCGCGAAGGGAGAAACCCUGUCCGCCUACGUUGGAUCGGGUCCACCAGAGGGAACGGGCCUCCAUCGUUACGUGUUUCUGGUGUACAAGCAAAACGGCAAGCUGUCCUUCGAUGAGCCGCGUCUGACGAACACCAGCGGGGACAAUCGAGGUGGAUUCGCUAUCCGUAAAUUCGCCGAAAAGUACAAGCUGGGUAACCCGGUCGCAGGCAAUCUGUACCAGGCGGAAUGGGACGAUUACGUACCGCUACUGUACAAGCAGCUGGGCGCAUAAAAUGGCCUCACGGUUCUGCAGCGAUGUGGCCGUUAAAUUGGCUUAAUUGGGAAGAACAAUGGCAAGGAUAGAGAAUACGUGCAAAAGCACCAAGUGUAGCAUGUUACGUUUUUAAAAGCACCAAUUGGAGAAACAAUCCAUCACGUAGAAACUGCUAGAACGGGCCAUUAGCAUGGACAAGGGGGAAAAAUCAAAAAAGAUUAAAAAUAAACUGCUGAUAAACAAACCGAGAGAGAGGGGUCAUAUGUUUGGUGCUUACUUCACUAGAUAACGCUUACUUCACGAUGCAAAGAAUGGAGUAUUGUCUUAAAUUAGACUACCAUUUUUCAUUUUCUUUCUAUGUGUAUUUUAGAAAAGCUAUACAAAACAUUAUGCAUUACGUCUUCAAGUGAACCAACGAGUGGUUUAGUUGAAUCGAUAGUUGAGAAUAAUUAAAGUGAUGCAACGCUAAUGUUUCUACAAUAUUUAUCAGUGAAAAAGUGAAGCCUGCGACAGUGAAAGGUUUGGUAGAGACUUGAUUCGUUC